AUGGUGGCAACAAUUUCUGUUUCUUCUCCAAAUUCCACACUUUUGAAGAGCCCCAUCUACUUGAAAGACUCGAGUUCAAAUUUUGUUGGUAGUUCCUUAAAGGGUCUCUCCUUGAAUCUCAAGCCAAGACAACAAAGAAGAGAUUCAAUCAAUUUUGUUGUUGCUUCUUCAUCCACAACCUCUUCUGCAACAACAAGCAAUUCUAAUGGAAGAUUUUACUUCAACAUCACUGGUUUUCCUUUUCCACUUGGUCCUUUCCUCAAUAGGCUCACUAUUAGAACUGAGGCUGUGAAGGGUAGUAUAUGGCUAUUUGAACAAGAGCAGGCCUUAGGGUUCAGCAGUGUUUCAACAAACAUUAGAAUGACAGUUAUCAAGCUCAAAUCUGGUGGACUAUGGGUUCAUGCACCUAUUGCUCCCACUGAUGAGUGUGUUCAGCUAAUAAAGGAAUUGGGGGCUCCGGUCGAAUACAUUGUCCUCCCUACUUUCGCUUACGAGCACAAAAUAUUCGUCGGUCCGUUUUCAAGAAAAUUUCCACGCGCUCAGGUAUGGGUGGCACCAAGGCAAUGGAGUUGGCCGUUGAACUUACCUUUAGAAUUCUUCGGCAUUUUUCGCGCUAAAACUUUGAAAGACGGGGAUUUGUCCACUCCUUGGGCUAGUGACAUAGAGCAAAAGGUUCUAAGUUCACCCGAAGUUGGAAUUGGGCCAUAUGUGGAAGUAGCUUUCUACCACAAACCUUCAAGGACACUGUUAGUUACAGAUGCUGUUAUUUUUGUAUCAAGACAGCCACCUGAGUGUAUUAACAAAGAGUCCCUCUUAGCAUCUGCGAAAAACGGUUUGGCUGUAAAGAUUCUUAGUAAAGGAAAGCAAGUGCCCGACGAACCCGUAGUCGACAACAAAAGAAACCUACAAAAAGGAUGGGAAAGAAUGGUUCUACAAAUCUUGUUUCUUGGUCCGUCUAAUCUGUUAGAACCUAAUGCUAGCUUUGAACAGAUGUCGGAGAAGUUGAUUGUUUCACCUAUUGUCAAGACUCUUGUCUUCAGUAAAGUUCCAGAAAAGGUAAGAGACUGGGUCUAUAGCAUUUCGCGAGAUUGGAAAUUUAGAAGAAUCAUCCCAGCUCACUUUGCCGCACCAAUAAACGCAAGUAGGUCUGAUUUCCGCGCCGCAUUUGGAUUUCUAGACGAGUUUUUGGACGACCGGUACGAUACUUGGCCUUCACUUUCCCUUCUGUUCUCAUCAAUCAAAGGAAAAGCAGCAAGCUAUUUUCCUCCUGAUGAUAUGAGGACUCUAUCAUCACUAGACCAGUUUUUGGUCUCAGUUGGAGCUGUCAAGAAAACUGUUUCAGGAAGAAAGAGAUAA
Molecule: messenger RNA, 1356 nt
Organism: Lathyrus sativus (Indian pea)
Lineage: Eukaryota; Viridiplantae; Streptophyta; Magnoliopsida; Fabales; Fabaceae
Source: the annotation of a GenBank genome assembly